Messenger RNA from Oncorhynchus kisutch (coho salmon), 3080 nucleotides. RefSeq names its product nicastrin. The coding region runs from base 425 to 2275 and encodes 616 amino acids. The transcript is spliced from 17 exons. Gene Ontology annotation, biological process: Notch receptor processing; protein processing. Gene Ontology annotation, cellular component: plasma membrane. NCBI's taxonomy places the organism in Eukaryota, Metazoa, Chordata, Actinopteri, Salmoniformes, Salmonidae. The record is from RefSeq and is a predicted model, not a curated record.
AUUUUUCCCCAGUCUACUUUCUUGUAGUUGUAUCUUUGUUUUUCAGGUGCUUGUUGGAGUUGGAGAGAGGAGGCAAGGACAGGAAGGUGGUCACUUCCCACGUCAUGGCUGACGGAGAAGCGAAGGAGUUUAGCAGCCAAGUCCGGGGAGCAGAGGACAAGAUCAAGGAUGUCUGCCGUGGAGGUUGAGGAAUGGAUGUGUGUGGGCUCGUUGGUGUUGAGGAUGGCCAGAUGUGAGUUGUAACUCUGUUGCGCAGAAGAUUUAUGUUGAACUGAAUAACACUGUACCAUGCGUCCGACUGCUCAAUGCUACACAUCAGAUUGGCUGCCAGUCCUCGAUAUCAGGUGAUACAGGGGUGAUCCAUGUAUUGGAGUCUGAGGCAGAUCUGGAAUGGCCUUUGAGCAAAGGACCCAAUCCUCCUUAUAUGGUCCUGUUGGAGUCAUCCCUCUUCACCAAGUCCAUCAUGAUGAAGAUGAAGAAUGCCUCCAGCAGGGUGGCAGGGGUUGUGGUGGUCCCAAAAACUAGCCCACCAGAGUUCUCGCCACAUACGACAUGUCCCAAUGAGAACACAGGUGUUUACACGGAAACCUAUGAUCAUAAUUUAGCGCACUGUAACACGACUGUAUGGAAUCCUCGGGGGAACGGUCUAUCCUAUGAGGAAUUUGACUUCCCUGUCUUCUCCCUGAAAGAAGACAAUGAAACAGAGGUCAUCAAACAGUGCUACUUUGAUCAUAAUCGUGUGGUGAACGGCAGUGGCCUGCAGUACCCUCUGUGUGCCAUGCAGCUCUUCUCUCAUAUGCAUGCUGUCACUGACACUGCAACCUGCAUGAGACGCAGCAGCAUGGACUUCAGCACCUCCCCAGUGAUGGUGUGUGACCCUCUUGGUGGUUAUAAUGUGUGUGCUUUCAUCCGGCCUUAUAACAGCACCGCCUUUGGUCACAAGGAGAACGAGAGUGUUGUUAUAGCAGCAGCCAGGCUGGACAGCAAGGCAUUUUUCUUGGAGGAUUCUACAGGAGCAGAGGGGAGUGUCUCAGGGUUUGUCACUCUGCUGGCUGCUGCCCAGGCACUAUGUGAAGCCACUCAGGAAGCCCCUCGCACACGGAAUAUCCUCUUUGCCUUCUUCCACGGGGAAGUAUUUGACUACAUUGGCAGCUCUCGAAUGGUUUAUGACAUGAAGAAUAACAUGUUUGUGAUAGACCUGGAUAAUGUUCACUCAAUACUGGAGAUUGGACAGGUAGCAGUGCGCAGUGGCACCAACCUAUUUCUUCACUCAGACCCUGUGUCCAGGAGGAACAACACCGUCCAUGACGAGGUUACGAAUCUUGUAAAAAACUUACAGUCCUCCACGGCUGGUCUCAACUUCUCAUUUGUUGAGACAGAUUUUUCUCAACCACUCCCGCCCUCCUCCUUUCAGCGUUUCCUCCGAGCUCGGGCAAUUCCAGGGAUUGUUCUUGCAGACCAUCAAACAGAUUUCAACAAUAGGUACUAUGAGAGUUUUUAUGACAAUGCUGCCCACCUGAACCUGACUUAUCCAUCUAACUUGAGUCCAGAGGAACAGCUAGAGUUUGUGACUGAUACUGCAAAGUCUCUUACCGAGGUGGCUACUGCAGUUGCCCGCACUCUCUUCAAGCAGGCUGGGGGAAACAACUCCCAAGUAAACAAAAUCAAUGCAGACCCCAAAACAGUGACCCAGAUGCUGUAUGGGUUUCUGGUUAGAUCCAACAACAGCUGGUUUCAGGCAGUGAUGGCCCCAGAACUGAAGGACAUCCUCCAGCCCAACCCACCCCAGUACUACGUUGGUGUUGCCAAGUCGUCCCAUCAAGCUAACGCACUGACCUAUCUGGUCCAAUAUCUCCUGGCUAAUUUAACGGGAACAGCCACCAACCUCACCCAGAGCCAGUGCAAGAAGCCAGAUGAGCUGCCGAACGAGAGCACAUAUUUGUACUCUUAUCUCUGGGUUCAGGGCAUGGUCCCACCCAACAGCACCCAGAGGGAGUCUUUCUGCGUACGCACAGCAGUACGCCUGGUCAAGGCAGUGUCCCCCGCCUUCGAUCUGGGGGAUUACGUUUCCAAAGAAUAUUCCACAUGGACAAAAUCGCAGUGGAAGUUCAUCAAAGCUCGAAUUUUCCUAGUAGCCAGCCGGGACCUGGAGAUGCUGACCUUAGGCGUGGGAGUGGCCGUGUUGUUCACAUCGCUACUGGUCACAUACUUUGUCAGUACCAAGGCAGAUGUCCUCUUCAGCUCCGUCAGGGAACCCAACAACGCCGCAUACUGAUUGCCUCAUACUAACCUGUGACCAGCGACCACUACUCUCACAACCAAACAGUUUUUUUUUUUUACACACAAUAGGUACACAGACAAAUAGAUAGACAGGUUAGGGUGACCAACAGACAGGUUAGGCAGAACUUGAGGUUUUAACUCACAGGGAAUGGCCUGUUUGGACUCAAACAGAUGAGUUUUAACACAUAACCGGAUUUGAUUGGCCUGGAUGGAUGUGGACUCAACAGGGUCAGAUUGCCACCAGUGUAAAAUAUGUUCAUAUUUCAUUUUUUUUGUUUUGUCAAAUAAUGUUUUGUUUACUGUAUCAUGGGAUUAGGCACUAAACUUUGUUUGACCUUGACAUGUGUGUGUGGGUGUGUGUCCAAAUGGGAGGUGAGUGUUUGCGAGCGUGUGCAAGUGUGUUUAUUGAGUAUGCGGUUGUAGUAUGUACAAUAGCUUUCCUGUCAUUUCUCAGGAGAAUGAAACCUUAUGUCGGGCAAAUGGACUUUGGAUGUGGGUUCAGCUGAAUGACCAUUACUAUGCUUAAACAUUCAGAUAUCUGAAUGUCUUUAAAAAUCAACUUUAUUUUAAGUCUAGACAUAAAUUGCAGGAUUUAAUAACAUCAUGCCCACAUGUUUUUAAUCAUGUAUUGAUGGAAUUGUUAAUUGACCUAGGGUUUUUUUGUAUGUGAAGGUGAUCUCUGAUUUUGACCAACUGGGGAAUAAAUGUGAUUAAUGCCUUGAUAACAGGUUGCAAUUGUAAAUGAGAGCUGGUUCUCAACUUGCCUACCUGGUUAAAUAAAGGAGAGAGAACUAAAUAAA